GGCCCCGCCCGCUGGCCGCGGCGCUGCGAUUGGCCGCGGCUGUGCGGUGGCGUCGCUGCGGGCGCUCGGGCGGGCGGUGCGGCCGUGUCGCGGCGUUCCGCGCUGAGGGAAAGGUCCGGGGGCGCCGCCAUGACGCUGCGCGUCGCCGUGCUCUACUGCGGGGCCUGAGGCUACCGCCCCAAGUACCAGCAGCUCAAGAAGGAGCUGGAGAAGCGGUUCCCGGGCCGGAUCCAGGUGACCGGCGAGGGGACGCGCGAGGUGACGGGCUGGUUCGAGGUGACGGUGGGCAGCACGCUGGUGCACUCCAAGAAGAACGGCGAUGGCUUCGUGGACACGGACGCCAAGCUGCGGAGGAUCGUGGCGGCCAUCGAAGCGGCCCUGCCGUAGCGGCGGCAGCGCGGCCUGAGGGAGCUCACUGAGCCGCCGCCUCGCCGGGGCGGCCGCGCGCUCCAUGACGGGAGCCGCCGAAACGUCUGCGGACACGUGGCUGCUCCCAGAUGCCCGCGCGGCGCCGCUUCGGCCGGGGCGGCCGGCGGCCGAGCUCCGCUCCUCGCACGCUGCUUUGCGUCGCUUCCGGCGAACGGCGCCGCCCCGACGCGCUCUCCUUCCGCGUGCCGCGAUCCGCCGCGAUGGCCGCGCCCCUCGAGGCCUGCCGGGUGAAAAAGCGGGGAAAAAGGGGCUCGAAGCAGGGAACCGCGUUGGCGGCAGCGCCUCCGCCGCCGGUUCGGUGCGGAAACCGGCAGCGACCCGCGGCGGCACCGAAAGGAGAGCGGCGGCAGCGGCACGCACCGCACUCGGGGCUCGUGUGAACAAACGGCCACUUAAUUCCCUCCGUGUCUGACGCACAACUUCCGUCCUGCCGCUUCAGCCGCCCUCCAGGAUUCCUGCUGCUGAUGACGUUUCUCGAAUAAAACGCUGAAAACUUGA
This is a messenger RNA of Dromaius novaehollandiae (emu), 927 nucleotides long. RefSeq names its product selenoprotein W (gene SELENOW). Lineage: Eukaryota; Metazoa; Chordata; Aves; Casuariiformes; Dromaiidae. Gene Ontology annotation, biological process: response to selenium ion. The transcript is spliced from 6 exons. The record is from RefSeq and is a predicted model, not a curated record.